Molecule: messenger RNA, 842 nt
Organism: Aplysia californica (California sea hare)
Lineage: Eukaryota; Metazoa; Mollusca; Gastropoda; Aplysiida; Aplysiidae
Product: vitellogenin-4
Biological process (GO): lipid transport
Molecular function (GO): lipid carrier activity
Source: RefSeq, a predicted model, not a curated record
CUGGUCAGAUCAGCUCCAGAUUGAGACGUCAUUCAUCAUGAGGUCUCUUCUGCUCGCCUUUCUUGUUGGACUGGCUGUUGCCAGUAACGUCAUUGAAGAACAAGCCUUCCGCCCCCGUGUGCAAUACCUGUACAAAUAUGAGAGCCAGAUUCAGACCAGCCUGAACCCAGGCUCCAGACAGAACUCAGGAUACAAACUUUCAACCUCCGCCCGUGUGCAGUUCAUCACCGCUAGCCGGGUGCGUGUGGAACUGAAGGAUAUCAUUCUCUACAAGAUUGACCAGCCGGUCAUUCAGAUUGAGGUACGACAACGGUCACGUGAUGGACAUCGCCCUGGACGACCGUGAGACCAGCUGGUCCGCUAACACCAAGCGUGCCUUCGCCUCUCUCUUUGAGGUGAACCUGCAGAAACGGCUGCUCCUGGAGGACUCUGUCCAGCCCGCCAAGAUCAAGUACCCUCCCCACACCAGCCUCUACACCGUCCUGGAGCAAUCCCCCACCGGCGACUGCGCCACCCAGUACGCCGUACAACCUAUCAGCUCGGAGGGUCGCAUCUUUGUGGGCAAAGUCAGGGACUUCGGCAGAUGCAUCGCCCAACCGGGAUACUUCAAGUCCCCCUUCGAUGGAUACCUCGUGCACAACUAUCUCAAGCCAAACCCUGGUGUUGGAAUCCUCCGUGAUGAUCUCCGAGACCACUGAGAUCCCCGAGGUGACCCCGGGCAAACACAAGCGCUCUGACCUCUAUAUGACCAUGCCCAGCAAGCCCGUGGACCCCCAGGACCCCUUCCAACCGUCCAAGCAGGAGCCCAAGCAGAUCUCCAACAAGGCUGAUGUCUACUCCUC